This is a messenger RNA of Penicillium macrosclerotiorum, 507 nucleotides long. RefSeq lists its product as uncharacterized. The record is from RefSeq and is a predicted model, not a curated record. NCBI's taxonomy places the organism in Eukaryota, Fungi, Ascomycota, Eurotiomycetes, Eurotiales, Aspergillaceae. The transcript has a single exon. The coding region runs from base 1 to 507 and encodes 168 amino acids.
AUGUCUGGCAGUUCAGACCAUCCAUCAUCAGAGGUACCAGCAGAGGGAAUCUGGAUGCUCGAUGACAGCGGCAAACACCUCGAGCUCAAAGCUGAGGAUCAACUAGCUCAGGACUCAUCCGAGCUGAAAAUCGACACUCCUAUUGAGCAACCCUCCAAUGAGACCAUCGCCGACUAUCUCUCACAUCUCCCACAUGCUCGGAAAGAACAAUCCGAUGGUCUACGCGGCUUGGGCUGGGACGAUUCCAGCAUCCACAAUCUACUCACGCUGAUAGACAACACUCGAAAGCACAUGUUGGCUAGUCUCCGCAUGAGGGGGAAAGGCGAGGAUAUCGAGCGACUUAAAAAACUCUUUGAUCAAGAUAUUACGGAUUAUUCGCAUAUGCGACGUCCUCUCACCUCCCGCGCGGAGGAAGACUACCAGGUCCAGUUAUACCUCCUCGAGGAGGUGAAGCGGCAGAGAAGGAUUAUGGCUGAAGUCGAUGGAAGCAACGACAAGGAGCUCUGA